AGACGGUGAUAAUCUGUCCAUCCGGGCGUCGAGAACGUCCUUCUCUAUUGUUUCUCACCAGCCCCUCCCUCGUUGCCCUUCUCCAUUUCCCCAUUUCCCCAAUAAUUCCCCUUCAUCGCCGGCGUUGGACGGCCCGUAACGGCGUCGCGGCCCGAUCCUGUCCCAACUCCCUCUCCGGGAGCCCUCUCAUCCCACCAUGGGCAAGAUAGCCUGUGAUUCCUGCCACCGCAGAAAGAUCCGAUGCGAUGCGGCGGUGCCACAAUGCGACUGGUGCAAGCAUCAUAACCUGAAGUGCUCUUACGAGCGCGCCAACAGACCUAAGAAGCAUGCUGCGAAUUCCAAGUCGGAUCCGGAAUUGGCAGCUCGCAUCGGUAGACUAGAAGAUGCCCUUGCCGUAGCCCUAACACAGCUCAAGGAGGCCGAGACAAAACCUGUAGCCGCUCCCUCACACCACACCUCACACUACCCCCCCUUAAGCCACUCUUCCAGCCACUCACCACCCGUCACCUUUGCCAAAAUCCACUUCGCCGGCUUCCUCCUCGGCCAGGUCAGCUCCAGCAGCGGCAUCCCCUCCUUCUCCGCAGACGGCAUCCAGUGGAUCCAGUCCCGCACCGGCGAGCCCCCUGCGUUCCUGGGAUCCGAAGGCGUUGGCGGUGCCCUCCAAGCCUCAUAUCUGCCGGGCCUGCCACCGCUUUCGACAGGCCCCCAGCAGCUGUCGUCGUGGCUGGAGCUCCCUGAUCGAAAGAUCGUCCUGGAGUACCUCCACGUCUACUCGGAACUGGUCUGGGCCCAGUUUCCCGUUCUUGACCCUGUUCUGUUCCGGCAGACUGUGGAACUUGCCUUCGAACCGCAGUCGUCUUCACCGUCGGUAGAGCAAAUAGGAGCCAAAGCAUGCGUCUUCAUCUUUCUAACUGUCAUGUCCUCUAUGCGCGAGGAAACAAGCGAGUUGAUUGCUCAGGUUGACGGUGAUGCCUGUGCUGCAAAGGCUCAAUACUUGUUACCCCAUACCCUGUUAGCAGUGAAUAUAGUCACCCUACAGACUACCUUUUUGCUUGCCAUGUAUCAAGCUUUCUGUGGGCAACUUCCUGCAGCCGUAGUUAACCACUCUCUCGCAUGUCGACUGGCCAUUAUGCUUGGCUCCCACUCUCAGCCUGCACCACGGAUGCCGUCUACUGCGAGUGCGGACCAUCCCGGACGGGCAAAGUGUCACCUACGCGACCUGUUCUGGAUCUGUUUCAUCUUUGACAAGGAACUGGCCCUGCGAACUGGCCAUCCACCUUCGAUGGCGGAUGAACACUGCGAUCUGACACUUCCAGAGGGAUACCUGGAAGCUCAAUAUGUCGAGAUUGAUGAUGAAAAGGCCAUGUUAGGGUACCCGGCGGCAACUGUCCCGUCGUUCCCAGGCGACCUCCGGUUGAGCCUGAUCAAGUCAAAAACGAGCAGACUUCUGUACUCGGCCGAGGCCAUGCGCAAGUCAGAUGCAAGUCUCCUCAGUGACAUCCGCGAACUCGACAACGAACUCGAGCAAUGGCGGGUUUCGCUACCCCCCAAGUUCCGCCCGUCUCUAUCAUUAUGCAGGGAGACCCGCUUAGAAAUUGACGUUAAGCCUCUCCUGAGCACGCGUAUCAUCAUGAGGCAUGUCGACUACCACUAUCUCAUGGUGAUGAUUCAUCUAGCGAGUGGCAGGUGUAGUGCUUGGCCAAACAGCAAGAAGGGUGAGCUUGAGGGCGUCAGCUCUAGUUUGGCUCUGUCUGUGGAGGCGAGUCGAUCAACGCUUUUCUAUCUACGUGCCGCGAAUCACGCACUGUUCGAAGGUGCAUUCUGGCUCAUCCUCUUCCAUCCGAUAUCCGCCAUCACAAAUAUCUUCUGCAACCUUUUACUCAACCCGCUUGACCCAGCCGCCAACGACGACCUCGCCCUCUUGAAAUCAGCGCCGGAGUUAAUCAGACGCAUGCGGGUGCAGCAGCUUCCGCACGAUAUUCUCCACAUCAAGCAGGUGGAUAAUUUUGUGGCCGAACUUGUGCGACUGGGGAAUUUUGCUAUUAGGAAAGCUAUUCACGAGAGGGAUACGAUGGAGGAGGAUUAGAAUUGCCACGUUUGCGAAUGUAACAAUAAUGUAGGGUCCUAAGGAGGUAAUUAUAUAGACUAGAUGGUUGGGAUUUAAAGGGCGCAUGUAUGUAUGGUAUUUGGUUUUCAUACAAUUCUCUCCGUUCAUCCAACUAGCUGUUUCUUCGA
Ilyonectria robusta is the source of this 2235-nucleotide messenger RNA. Its product is annotated as fungal-specific transcription factor domain-containing protein. Bases 197 to 2086 code for a protein of 629 amino acids. Gene Ontology annotation, biological process: DNA-templated transcription; regulation of DNA-templated transcription. The record is from RefSeq and is a predicted model, not a curated record. The transcript has 6 exons. Gene Ontology annotation, molecular function: DNA binding; zinc ion binding; DNA-binding transcription factor activity, RNA polymerase II-specific. Lineage: Eukaryota; Fungi; Ascomycota; Sordariomycetes; Hypocreales; Nectriaceae.